Brugia pahangi is the source of this 270-nucleotide messenger RNA. The record is from the annotation of a GenBank genome assembly. NCBI's taxonomy places the organism in Eukaryota, Metazoa, Nematoda, Chromadorea, Rhabditida, Onchocercidae.
AUGAAUACUGGAAAUAUCGCGGGUUCAGUACACUGUCUCCAGGUUAAAAGAUCAUUACCCACAGAAACUCAACGGGUUUUGUCUGAUUCGCAUAUGCAUUUACGAAACACUCGAAUUUUAAAUCUUUGGUGGUAUUUAUCGACCUCUGACCAUCAUGUCAAUAUAGGCGCCCAGUCGACUACGGCAAGGUGUAAAACUAACACACAAAUUUACUAUUCACGUGUGGUCACUUCAACUCUUCAAACAUCUUCGAUGAAAUAUUUGGCGUGA